This is a messenger RNA of Hyposmocoma kahamanoa, 1361 nucleotides long. Its product is annotated as selenoprotein M-like. Gene Ontology annotation, cellular component: endoplasmic reticulum lumen. NCBI's taxonomy places the organism in Eukaryota, Metazoa, Arthropoda, Insecta, Lepidoptera, Cosmopterigidae. Gene Ontology annotation, molecular function: oxidoreductase activity. The transcript is spliced from 2 exons. The record is from RefSeq and is a predicted model, not a curated record. The coding region runs from base 69 to 398 and encodes 109 amino acids.
CUUUACUAUUAUUUGUUUUCGUGAUCGAGCGAGUGCACGGUUUUCAGUUUCGUUAAUUAAUUGCUAAAAUGAAAUCAUUUGUUAUCGCCCUUUCAGCUAUAUUAACAGUAUCUACAGCUUUGCAAGACACAGAUAUCGUGUCCGCAAGAAUCGAGAGUUGCCGAGGGUGUUCGCUGAAUCGUCUGCCGGAAGUGAAGAAAUUCAUUCUGGACGACGCUCCGAAAUAUGAGAGAUUACAAGUGAACUUCAUAACAGGGGCGCCGCCGGAGCUUGUCCUGCUUGGCGAAGGCGACGCCGAACUCGAGCGUCUCGCGCUUUCAAGCCUGACACGAGAGCAGUGUAAUGAACUACUGAUAAGCAGAGGUUUCAAGCAAGCCACCAAUAAAUCGGAUCUUUAAACGGAUACAAAAUCAGCAAACUUUUAUCAUUAACCACAACUUAAAAAAAUAAAAUGACUCCCUAAGGAUAGAGGUCUUUUGGGGGCAGUACUUUAAAAUUGUGUUUCUUUACGUUAAGUUUGUUUUUCUAGUAAGAGAUUGCUCUGUAAAACUACUAUUUUUCACAUAAUCAAGUUCCUCUUUCAAUAUCACAUAUCUUUGGGGCGUCAUUCUUGUAGUCAGUGUUUCUCUUUAGUAUACUCAGUGUUAGAAAUUUUUUGGUAAAGCUGUUAAAGCACAAACCACUGGCGGAACUUCAUCAAAAUGCUGUUUAUAAAGGUCAUCAUCAACUUGUGUGAACAAACUGCCAAUAGACAUUCAGCAACAGAAUUAUCAUUCUUUGUUAAUCCACAACUGCUAUGCUGUAGAAAAGUUGCACAAGUUUACAUUCCAAAAUGCUUCUUGUUUGAUAACACUUAUAUGGAGAAUGGCCAUGUUGUGUUGUUGUGCAGGAAGUACCCUACUUGUGCAAGUUAACAAUGUGUCAUUUCAGACAUGCCAAUAAACAUGAAGGUAAUUAAAUUAACUAUUAGAUUCUCAAUUUUAUAUGGGUAUUUCUGGUAUGUAAAAGUAGUUAUAAAUCAUAACUUCAUAGCGUUCCAUACGUUUGUCUUUAUUAUUAUUAGCGUGAUUUGUCGAGGCCCUGCAGAACUCUAAUUUUGUGAUCACUAACAAUCACUACUCUGAGGCAAGACCAAUAGAAAUAAAGAAUUUGCUUAGCUUCAAUGUUGGCCUCUGCCUGGGCAUACAAAUGCUCAUAGGGAAUGUCAUUAACUAGUACUUCUCUUGCUAAAAUGAACAAUAGGUAUACUGUUGUCUGUGUAUUGAUAUAAGUAUCAGUAUGUCCAUAUACAGUAAUAUAUAAACAUGUACAUUAUAAUUUUAUUACACUUUUAUCUCAUAGAUGUCCUGUGUACUGUUUUA